GAACACACCCACGCAGCCGCCAGGAGCCCACGUUCUGAAGCCGGCCUCCGCACCCGCAACACCUCGACCGGUCCCACCAUGUCCACGGGGUCUCUGAGCGACGUGGACGACGAGCUGCUGGACGGCAUACUGAAGUUCGCCUCGGCGGAGAGCACCGAGGAGAGCUCCAACAGCGAGGGGCACGCUGCCGUGUGCGCGCCGCCCACCAAACGCCGCAGGACGGCGUCGCGCAAGGCCCAGUCUCGCAAGGCCAUGGCGGAGAAGGGAGGCGGUGGGGUCCCACCCCGGGAGGGCAAACAAGUGCAGAGGAACGCGGCCAACGCGCGAGAGAGGGCCCGGAUGCGCGUCCUGUCAAAGGCCUUCUCGCGGCUCAAGACGUCUUUGCCGUGGGUGCCGGCCGACACGAAGCUGUCCAAACUGGACACGCUGCGCCUGGCGUCCAGUUACAUCGCGCACCUGCGGCAGGUGCUGGCCAACGACAAGUACGAGAGCGGAUACAUCCACCCCGUCAACCUGACGUGGCCCUUUAUGGUGGCAGGCAAGCCCGAAAACGAGCUGAAGGAAAUGCUGAGCCCCGCGCGCUUAUGCGGCGCCACGGCAUCGUGACCCGGCACGCUUUGGAUACCUGCUCGCGUUUCCCUUCGUCACCCCCCCCCGGGACUAGCGACGCCCACGUCUCAUCUCCACAGACCCUCCGAGGGGGAACAACAGCCGGGUGGCAGGCUUGUCCUCCACCUUCUUUUCGUUCCCGUAAAAAGAAACUAUUUAAUUGCAUUUUUCUCAAGUCACACUUUUUUUUGUGUGUCUUUGCUGGUCCAAAGACACACAACCUACUCUUUGAAAUAUGUACUCUGCAUAAGCAUUUUUUCUUAAUGUAUAGUAUAUAGUAGUCUCUUUAAUUGUACAGAUGCUCUAAAUAUAUAUAUAUAUAUAUAUAUAUAUUUGUAUCACUUUGGACAUUUUGCUAUCCUUUGGUUUGUGUGUGUGAGUUGUGACCUCACCUCUGUUAUCCGUGCACCCCUUUUGGAAUAAUAGCCCGAACCUGAGCAGAUAAGUGUCAGUGUUUUUGCUCAAAGAUAACGCUGGAUGCGGAUGCCUUUGCAUAAACAAACGCUGGCCUGCAAAAGAUUAGUUUCAAAACAAGAGAGAGAAAAAAAAAGGCUUCUACUUGGGUCGUUUAAAAAAACAAAAAACAAAAGUAAAACACCUAAAAGGCAAGUUUGCUUUUUCUGUGAAAUUAAAAGGGGGCAAAGAAAAGGAAAAAAAAAGGGGGGGGGGAGAUGUGUGUUAAUCCCGCGCAGAGCGGUUGUUUUAAUUCUGGUGGGUUAUGACCGUUGAUGUUUACAUCAGACGGACAGUUAUUUAUGCGUUCUGACAAAAGGCCUCCUUCUCCCUCUCUCUUUCUCUGAUAGCAUCCCACUCUUUAUCCCAAUUUUGUUGGCAAACACACACUUUUGCUCUCACAGGAAAGAGAAAGAGCAGCUCAAAACGCUCAAACAAACAAAACAAACAUUUUCGGGCCUUUUUUAAAAGCAACCGAGAAUUCAAAAUCUUUUUUUAGCAUCGUAUUGAACUUCUGUGCUGAUGUUUGUGUUUUGACAUUCAUCAUUUUAAAAUACUACUAGUCCUAUUUGUGAAGUGUGAAAUGUUAACUAGUAGAAUUUUGUCACCAAGUGUACUAGUAGCACACAUUUAUUAACUACUGCACAGCUUUGCCUUAGUAGAAACAUGUAGCUGUCCUAUUAGUCUUACUGGUGAAAAGACAAGUAGGGUACUAGUGCGUGAAUCUUUAGCUGGAUUUUACUGGAUUAUAUUGAAUAAAUGCUCAAUCGGCUUCAUGAAAAGCCAGUGACAAAAAAAUUCCACUAGUUUAACAUCCAGCAUUUAAUAACCAGUACUAGUAGCACACAGAUGUGAACUAGUUUCUAGUUUUGCCUCACACGUAACAUGAUGUUGUUCUACAAGUACGCCAAAGUUGUCUAACUAGUGAGGACAAAAAGUACAUGUACCUUAAACUGGACAUGAAGAAUGCGGAAUAAAGGCUCAAACAGUUUUCAAAACCACAUACCGUUCAUGUACUAGUAUACUCUUUGUCCUAGCUGGUAACAGGGGUGUCAAACUCAUUUUUUUCGCGGGCCACAUUGUCGUUCCGGUUUCCACUCAGAGAGCCGUUUUGACUGUGGAACAAAAAUAUAUCAUCUCACCAUAUUUACAUCAUCAAUUUAUGAACUAGUUUUGACAUCAGAAACCAAGGGUAAUGUGUUUUUCAACUAUUCACGUUUGGUGACACAAAAAUCCUCGCAAUAUCUUAACAUUAUCAUUUAUAAUAUAUGCAAUUAGAAAUUUUGGUACAGAUUUUUACAAGAAUCUUUUAAAUUCACUCUAGAUUUGGCUUCGCGCACCACGUAAAAUCAUGUGGCGGGCCAGAUCUGUCCCCUGGGCCUUGAGUUUGACACCUGUGCGCUAGUAGCACAACUACUAUGACAGUAAUUUUCAGUGUGGUACUAGUCACUGUAGUGGUCUAUGGACUCUCUCUAGUGGUUGGCAAAAUCAUCACUGCCAAAGUGAAAUUGUAUAUAUUUGUUCUUCCCAUUUCCACAUUUCAAAACAAUGCAUGCUCAAACUUUUAUUUAGAUAAAAUUUACAUGUAACUUUUAUACACAAUGUAGUUCAAUCCAUUCAUUAUUCAAGUCAUUUUUAAAAAUCCUCCACUAUUUUAACACAGAGUUCGUAUUCAACGGUGCGCAGUGUUACAGUAGCUUAAAAUCUGAUUCUAUUUUUGCAUAAUAAACCUCAAAAUGCAUACAAGUACACGGCCGCUCGGCUGGAUAUUGCGAAGAACGAAUGAAUGCGCAAACCGGUUGCCAUGGGCGACUGUCGGCGCUGCUAAAUUUCAUCACACCUCACCUCGAAGCUCAAGUAUCCGCCCACGGGAACAACAAGACGGAGGACUGCUGCAAUAAAAGAGACGCGGCGGUGUCACUUCAAGGCGUCUCACCUAAUACAUCAGCCGUGGUGUGGCAGGGCCCCCCAGCAACCCCCCCCCCCACCUCCACCCUCCACCACCAUACUGACACCACCCUUUGAGGGACCACCUGGGAGAAAAUAAACUUGGCCGUCUGCCCCCCCCCUCCAACCCAAAGGCAGGGGAGAAGUGGAAGCGGGAUUCCCAUACUUGCUAAUAGUUUUGUUGGACCACUGCCCAAAAAGGGGGUGGGGGGGGGGGAGUCACAUUUUGUUGCAGCUGAUGCUGUCAUUUGUUGUUCUCACUUCAGUCUGAGAAUUUAGAAGAAAAAUCUUACUGAAAGAUAACAGAAGUCAGCGGUGAUCAAUUGAGGGCGCUCGGGGACCCACCCCCCACCACUGACUGCGGUCACCACAUUACUUUCUCAAAGACACAGUUUUUUUUUUAAUAUUCAUAAUAAAAUAAGAAUACAGAAUAUCUAUUUUAGGAUGAGAAGGAAACAUUUAGUUAAAUAUGAGUAAAGCUGUUGUUUGGGUCAUCUGUGUUGACGAAAAUGUUAGUAAUAUCAUUCUUUGAUGUCAAACAGACGUCUUCGUUAACUCCAACAAUGUGUGCUUAUUUUAUCAUACCAUAUUUAUGCAUAUAUUGUGAAAAAACCUACAGUACCUUCCGACCUGCCACCCUAACUCACAACUGAUCUGUGUAUUGCAGUUGACAAACCCUAUUAAGCCCCGUUCACUGUUUGAGGAUAUAUGUUACAUCACUUUAGAUUAUAAAGCAUGACUUAUUGUGAGAAAUUACAGUAAAUUCUGAACAAGCCUCAACAUCGCCUCUCCAGGCAUUUUGAUUGCAUAAAUUGCUGCGCUCACCCUAGUGGUUAAUUUGGUGGUGCCUCAGCAGCUUCUUUCUUACACUGUAACUCAUUUGCUAUAUCCAUCCAUUUUCUUUGCCCCUUAUCCUCCAAUCCCAGCUUUCAAAGGGCAGGAGGCGGGAUCCACCCUGAAGUGAUUGCCAGCCAAUCAUAGGGCACAGAGAGAGAAACAGCCACACUCACAAUCACACCUAGGGGGAAUUUAGAGUGUCCAAUUAAUGUUGCAUGUUUUUUGGGAUGUGGGAAGAAACCGGAGUGCACGGAGAGAACCCACACAGGCAACGGGGAGAACAUGCAAACCCCACACACGCGGGGCCGGGAUGGAAACCGGGUCCUCAGAACUGUGCGGCUGACCCACUGUGCCGCCCUCACUUGCUACACUAUUUAUUUUUUCUGAUACGGUCAUGGAAUAAACCCUUGUUUCUUUAGUGUUUUGUUCAUUUGUAAUGCCAGGAACAGUGAGAGACAUUUUGUAGACAAAUAUAAUGAUAAGAAAAAUAGCUCAUACUGUUUGAAGAGUUGAAUUCUAGCCAUUUUCCUUAAUUUUCCAUAUAGCGACCAAAAUUAAUGGGAAUACUAUUAAAUUUAAGCAUG
Syngnathoides biaculeatus (alligator pipefish) is the source of this 4430-nucleotide messenger RNA. It is a transcript of the gene tcf21, whose product is annotated as transcription factor 21. Bases 79 to 606 code for a protein of 175 amino acids. The transcript has 2 exons. Gene Ontology annotation, molecular function: protein dimerization activity; DNA-binding transcription factor activity, RNA polymerase II-specific; RNA polymerase II transcription regulatory region sequence-specific DNA binding. Gene Ontology annotation, biological process: regulation of transcription by RNA polymerase II; developmental process. NCBI's taxonomy places the organism in Eukaryota, Metazoa, Chordata, Actinopteri, Syngnathiformes, Syngnathidae. The record is from RefSeq and is a predicted model, not a curated record.